UUAUGAAAAAUUCUAUGAAAUUAAAAAAUAAGAUAAUUGAUAAGAAAAUUUAAGAAACAAAAAAAAAAUUAGUGAAAAAAAUGACUGACGAGUGUCAAUCUACGAGUAAAGAGCCGUCGGAGGCAUCAGAUCCCGUCAAAAUGGAUAAAAACCUAUCGAAUAAAUUAAAAUCUGCAAAAGCCGACAUGAAAGAUUUUUCGGUUAACACGAAAUGUGAGGAUGCCGGAAGUUGCGUGACGCUCGAAAGUAUCCUGAAGUCGUUUAAUAAUCCGAUCAGCGAGGAACAGGCAUGGGCAAUUUUGUACCAAAGUCUCAAAAUGUACCGAGAUUUUUUGUGCCAAGAUGGUUUCACGCGUAACCGUUUUCACAAUUUGCUCGUACCUGCGGCGCCGACAAACCUUAAUCUCCACAAAGACGGAUCCGUUCAUUUUAGCUUCAAGAAUGGAGAUACUCACAAAUGUUCUGUCUCAACGCAAAAGAAGAUCUUGUUGAAACUCGGCGUGGUAAUCUACAAUGCACUCGACUUCAAUUUGGGCACGGAUGAGGAUCCUCUGAUAUCGGGCGAGUUGGAGCAAGUCAUACACUUCAUGACGACGGAUGAUGCUGAUGAUGAAGGUAUCGAAUGGGACUCGGAAGACAUCGAAGAGGACAAACAUUUUGACACCAAAGACUUAGAUCACGUAUUACAGUUAUGCAGUGGAAGACUCUCACCAAUUAGUUCAAAUCAUCAAGCGCGAUCGUCGACGAAUACAACGCCUGACGAUCACUAUAAGGCAGUUUGUCGUGCCCUGGCGACAGAAAGUCUUGAGCUGAAGAUUUUCCUUGAAAAGGUUCUGCAUGGAGACGCACAAUCGCUGCAGAUCAAGGCGCAAGUUCAGGAAUCGAGCAAGGAGCUUGGAAAGUUGUCUUUUAGCGAAUGGGCACGCUUUUGGAUGCAAGUCGUGGAUGAAUUACGUCGCGGAGUUCGUCUGAAAAAAAUCGAAAACUUUUCGCGGACCCCCACCGAAUACGAAUUGACUCCAUAUGAGAUUCUCAUGGAAGACAUUCGGCAAAGAAAAUAUCAAUUAAGGAAGGUUAUGGUGAAUGGCGAUAUACCGCCGAGAGUGAAAAAAGACGCACAUGCCGUUAUUUUAGAAUUUAUUCGUUCAAGGCCUCCGUUAAGAAAGGCCUCUGAACGAAAAUUACAACCAUUGAAACGCAAUCCAUCACCUCGUGACCUGUUACUUGACUCAAUAAGGCAAGGAAGAGUAUUGAAACCUGUGGCGCCAAAGCUUAAAAAUCGAUUAUUACCAACGACUAUCCAGUUAGAUGCUGUUAAAAAGGCUGUCGAUGAGACAAAUGUGCAAGGAAACAGCAGGCCAAGAUCUAAAUCUCCCAGAAAUACAUUAAGACUGAUUCCUGUUGACUUGUCAUUGUUGCAGGACAAUGAUUUCGGCGCUGGCGAAGAUGUAACAGACGCUUCCCUCGACUCCAAUCAACUCUGUUCUCUGCAACUUGACUCUGGAAGCAGCAGUCUCAGCAGUAAUGGACAACAACAACAAAAACAGGGCCAAACAAGUGAUAAACGUAACAAUGAAAACAACCAAAAUAAUAUCAAUACAGUAUUAAGAAGGACAAGACCCUCUAAUGUCUUAACACACGACGAAUAUCACAAAUUUUGUGAUAAGGCUCUUGAAACUUACGAUCUUGCAACUCAGUGCGAAUCACGUCGCUCUUCGAUGCGACGACACACGAUAGUUGGUUGCAGUAAAAGUUUCAGCGUGACUUCCGAGAGUAAAUCGUUGCCUGGAUCGCGUCCCGAUUCGCGACAACGUCAAAAUGAUGCGUCUCCGGCACCGCCGAGCGUCGUUGCAGCUCCCGUCGUACCCGAAAAGUCUUCUGAAGUGAUUAACGAAACGCAUUCGGAGAAAAAUUCUCAACCGGAACCCGUUUGGACAAAUUCCCUGGAUGAGUUGCAAUGGAAAGAGACGUUAAAUGCCACAGAUAAACUCUCGCUGACGCUCGACGAGAUCAUACAUAUCAGAUCCGUAAUGACAAAGGCUGAACUCGAAGGGCUUCCAGUUGGCAUCAAGAUCAAGGAGGAAGUUGAACGACGAAAACUUUGUUUUUUGUGUUUGCGUACGAGAUUUUCGCUUUUUGGGCAACGCGGCGUGAAUUGCAAGUUGUGCGAUCGGACCGUUUGCAUCAAAUGCUUCACAAAAAUGCGAAUUCCGCGUGAACAUUUCCGGCAUGUGCCUGUUGUGCUAUUGUCGCCAUCGAUUUUGAGUAGUCCUGCGAUAAGUAACACGCCGUCGCCCAUUCAUCAUGCCCAAAGCGGAGGAUUUGGCGUCGAAGAGUCGUUCUCGCGUACGCUGAUGGAACGUUUAAUGCGACCUGAAAUGGAUAGAAAGUCACGAAACACCGUCGGAUCAGCGCCUUCCUCACCAAAAAAUCAAAGAUCGAACUCCGUAACUCCCAUGCAGCAUCCCAACAAGAUGUCAAUGUCGUUAACGGGCACAUUGGACAACAACAACAAAGAAAAUGGGUCAAUUAUGUCACAAAGCAUCGAUGGACCGAAGAGCAUGACAGGCAGUUAUUACGGAUUUGCCCAAAGUCCCGCGAAAACUCAAUCGAAUUGCAGCACGCUUGAUCGAAAAAGCAGAUUUUCCCGAGGAUUCACCCUCACAAUGUCAAAUUCGAGUCAAGCUGUCGACGUGCAAAAGGAAAAUUUACGCGGCGAACUCAUGGCAGUCUGUAACGAUUGUCGCAGUCUCGUUCUCGAGAUCAUCCGAUCGUCGAAACAGACACGAUCCUCUGCCCGCAAUUACGCAAUCAAAAAUUUAACGCUUGAUCUGUCGCCCGUUUACAAGUCGAAUCGUUAAGAAAAAUCUUUUUUAAAGUUUGUUAGCAUCCUGAAUUUGACCACCUUGAGAAUUUUUUUUCUUCGUAGUAUUUUGUGUUAGAAGAGAGAAAAGUUUGUUAAAAAAAUAGUUUAAGAAGUUAAGGAAAUGAUGGAAAAAAUUGUAAAAAAAAAUAUUAAUGAUGAAAGUUUUUGAAUUUCUCCCACUUUCAAGCGUCAAUCCUUUAAUUUAUUACAUAAUUGUAUUAUUAGGAUGUAUUUUUUUUUAGAUUAAUUUAUUAUUUAAGCAUCUUGAUAAAUUAUA
This is a messenger RNA of Culicoides brevitarsis, 3143 nucleotides long. It is a transcript of the gene spir, whose product is annotated as protein spire. The transcript has 14 exons. Gene Ontology annotation, cellular component: cytoplasmic vesicle membrane; cell cortex. NCBI's taxonomy places the organism in Eukaryota, Metazoa, Arthropoda, Insecta, Diptera, Ceratopogonidae. The record is from RefSeq and is a predicted model, not a curated record. The coding region runs from base 81 to 2861 and encodes 926 amino acids. Gene Ontology annotation, biological process: polar body extrusion after meiotic divisions; actin filament network formation; Golgi vesicle transport. Gene Ontology annotation, molecular function: actin binding.